Molecule: messenger RNA, 1008 nt
Organism: Pieris macdunnoughi
Lineage: Eukaryota; Metazoa; Arthropoda; Insecta; Lepidoptera; Pieridae
Source: the annotation of a GenBank genome assembly
AUGGCGUCUGGAAAUAGUGGAUGUGGACGUGAUCCAGUACCUGAGCCGUCUACUAGUUCUAUUAGUUCUAUGCUUCGUAGACGACCGGCUUUUUUGGAUGAUUCUGAUGAUGAUGAUGACGAUGGGCCCGUUGUCGGUCGUGACCUCUACACUGAAGAAGUGAUCAUGAUGUGGAACUUGACAAAAAUUAUGAAAAAUUUGAGUACUAAUGAGCAGUGUGUGGCAUUUGCUGAAGAAAAUGGAUUAGUGCAUUCUCAAAAGGAAUGUAGCAUACAUCGUAAACCCAUGAAAAUUGCUAAAUCGACGAAUAAAUCAUUUGGUUCAUGGUGUUGUACGAAAGGAAAUUGCAGAGCAAAAACAAAAGUUCCUAGAAAUAAAGGAACGUUUUUCGAAAAUAUUAAAAUCGAUUUAGUACAAGUGUUCUACUUGUUAUAUGCAUAUUCACAUAAAUGGAGCUAUGAAACAGUCAUUCAUGAAGACCCAUAUAAAGAAAGUAGACAACAAUGCAUAAGCCGACCCACCAUAAGUGAUUGGUAUUCUUAUUGCAGGGAAACUAUAGUUAUUUAUCAAAUGGAUAGAAAUCAAGUAGAAGGAAAGAUUGGUGGCCCAGGGAAGGUAGUCCAGAUUGAUGUAUCAAAAUUUGGGAAACGAAAAUUCAAUCGAGGACACCAUAUUGAGGGCCAUUGGGUUAUUGGUAUGACGGAAGGCAAAGAUCUGAGAUUAGAAGUGUCCCUAGACAAUAUUGAGUCAGCUGAAGUAUUAGUGCCACUUAUACAAAAACAUGUAGAAGUUGGCACUACUAUCCAUACCAACUUCUGGAAAGUGUAUGAUUGUUUAUCACAGCAUGGGUACAUACACAAAAAAGUAAUUGAGUCAGAUCCUGAUAACCCUUUUGUGGCUGACGAUGGAAGUUAUUUUUACGAAUACUUGUGGCGGCGGUACAAUGUUAAACACAGAAAAGACCCCUUUAUGGAGCUUAUUAAAGUUAUAAAAUAUGCUUAUAAAUAA